Messenger RNA from Symbiodinium sp. CCMP2456, 1104 nucleotides. The record is from the annotation of a GenBank genome assembly. Lineage: Eukaryota; Dinophyceae; Suessiales; Symbiodiniaceae.
AUGCCCACGUGCGACGGCGCCGGCCUUUUUAGCUCCGCAGACCACGCGGCCAAUAAUGUCUCCAGUAAAGCCCAGCCCUUGGCCAAGCUUGCGCUGGAUAUGAGCAAGUACCUCAAAACACAAGGUCUAGAAUCCGUCAUCGCCCAGCACCUCGCCGAGGCAAAGGAGGGAGCACCCCUCUCUGACUACCACGGGACUGUGCUAGCCGAGCUGGUCCGUCUGCACCUUGCACCCAAAGUGCCCUGCCAAUCUUUCUUUUCAGUGGCUCCAGGCCAGCCUUUCCGCCUGCAAGUUCUCAAGAGCAUAGCAGUGGCCCUGCAAGACAGGGACAAAGACCUGCCCGACCUCCUCGCGGAAGGUGUCCCCACUGGAGCCUUCGAACCGCUGCCCAGCAGCCACCAAUGGGUCCAGGUCCAGCACUCUUUGGACUCCGACGCAGAUUUCUCUGGUCCCGCACUGGAGCACUGCAGGGAACUGGCUCGCCGCAGAACAGGUACUCUGCACCGCAUCGCCCCGGCGGUCUGGCAGCAGUUCUACGACGCCCUCGACAGCUCAGCCAGGUCGGCCCCGCGCAUGCACUGCCUCAGUGCCGCAGACGCCUUUGCGGACAAGGAUCGCGUGGGCAUAGGUGGCUGGCUCAGCACUGCACAGCAUUUCAUCUGGUACAGUGAAAUCUUCACCGCGGAGCAAGUCCGCGCUGAGUGGCCCCAGCUUACAGCCCUGGCUCAGUGCUCCUGGCAACUGCUGCGUGCUCGGCAUGUGCGUUUUGUGCUGCCUACUGCCAGCGACAAUACCAGCGCUGAGGCCGGUUUGAAUAAGCUCUUCAGCACCGCCGAACCGCUCGGCACCUUCCUGCGCCUCGCCGCUACGUGGGCCCACUUGCACCGCGUGCAGUUUCAAGUCGAGCACCUUGCAGGAGAGAAGAACACUUGGGCCGAUGCCCUCAGCAGAGGUCGCAUCGCUUUCAUUAAGCAUCGAAGCGCCGAACGCACUCGGGUCUCGCUGACUCAACUUGCUUCCGCUUCGCACAGCGUCUCCCUGCACGGUGCUGCUACCGCAUGGCCCGUGCUGUUGCAAGAUGCUACUAAAGCCAUGCUGCGAUAG